Molecule: messenger RNA, 2641 nt
Organism: Aspergillus melleus
Lineage: Eukaryota; Fungi; Ascomycota; Eurotiomycetes; Eurotiales; Aspergillaceae
Gene: tom70
Product: putative mitochondrial outer membrane translocase receptor (TOM70)
Exons: 5
Coding region: 159-2051 (630 amino acids)
Biological process (GO): intracellular protein transport
Cellular component (GO): mitochondrial outer membrane
Molecular function (GO): protein-transporting ATPase activity; protein binding
Source: RefSeq, a predicted model, not a curated record
CGGAUGUGAUUGGUCUGGGAGCUCGGAAAGCCACUGCGUCGCCGGAACCUCGCAACGCAUAACUUUUCAAUCCUCCAACUCCUGCCGACAAGUUCUUGCCGUGCACCCUGGACCAAGGAUAAAAGGAAAAGGAAUUAAUAAAAGGAUACCGGGUCAUCAUGUCGAGCGAAUCGUCGUUGCCUCAACCCGCGAAGAACAUCGUUGUCGACACUGCUUCGCUCCCCGCCUCUUCCUCUGCGUCGGUAUGGGACCGCGUCUCGAAAUGGGUGUCGGAAAAUAAGGCUCUGGUUUACACCAUUGCCGGUGUGGCCGUCGUCGUGACCAGCGCUGGUGUCGUUUACUACCUCUCCGACACCGGCCGCACGGCUCAAGCUCCUGCGCCCCCGAAGAAGAGCAAGAACCAGCGACGAAAGGAGAAGGAGAGGAAGAAGGCCGAGGAGGAAAAGAAGGCCAAGGCUGCCUCCGUCCAGGAUGAACCCGCAGCAAAGAAGGCCGAGGAGCCUGCCGAGGAGAUCCCCGAUGUUGACGAGACCACUGUUGGAGAGCUGUCGGAAGAGACACGUAAGAACUACGCCGCCAAGCUGAAGGCUGCCGGUAACAAGGCCUACGGUUCCAAAGAAUACAACAAAGCGAUUGAUCUCUACGGAAAGGCCAUUAUCUGCAAGCCCGACCCUGUCUUCUACUCCAACCGCGCUGCCUGCUACAACAUUCUGUCGGAAUGGGAGAAGGUCAUCGAGGACACGAGCGCCGCUCUCGCCAUGGACAGUGAAUACGUCAAGGCCCUGAACCGGAGAGCCAUCGCAUACGAACACCUGGAGAAGUACAGCGAAGCCCUUUUGGACUUCACCGCCAGCUGCAUCAUCGACGGCUUCUCCAACGAGGUCAGCCGCAACUCUCUUGAGCGCCUGUUGAAGAAGGUGGCCGAGCAGAAGGGCAAGGCCAUCGUCGAGGCCAAGGGCAAGAAGCUUCCUAGCCCUACUUUCGUUUCCAACUACCUUCAGAGCUUCCGCCCUCAGCCUCUCCCCGAGGGUCUCGAGGAGUCCGUCGAGCUGAGCGAGGAUUCUGGCAAGGGCCUGUUGCGCAAGGGUCUGAUUGCCAUGGCCAAGAAGACCGGGGACGGGUACGAAGAGGCCUCCGCUUCGUUUGAGAAGGCCCUGGAAGUCGGUGACCUGGGCGAAUUCGAAGCCUUGGCCCUCAACCUCCGAGCCACCUUCACCUACCUUUCCGGCAACGCGCAGGCGGCCCUGCUUGACCUGAACAAGAGUGUUGAAUUGCAGCCUUCCCUGGUGCAGAGCUACAUCAAGCGCGCUAGCUUGCAUUUGGAACUUGGAAACAAGGACUCUGCCGCCGACGACUUCGAGGUCGCCAUCUCCCACAACAAGGACGACCCCGACAUCUACUACCACCGUGCCCAGCUUCACUUCAUCCUGGGUGAGUUCGCCGAGGCCGCCAAGGACUACCAGAAGUCCAUCGACCUCGACCGCACCUUCAUCUACUCUCACAUUCAGCUCGGUGUGACGCAGUACAAGAUGGGCUCCGUGGCGUCCGCCAUGGCUACCUUCAGACGGUCCGUGAAGAACUUCGAGGAUGUGCCCGACGUUUACAACUACUACGGCGAACUUCUCCUUGACCAGCAGAACUUCUCCGAGGCCAUCGAGAAGUUCGACAAGGCCGUGGAGAUGGAGAAGCAGAGCAAGCCUCUGGGUAUCAACGUCCUGCCGCUUAUCAACAAGGCCCUGGCCCUCUUCCAGUGGAAGGGCGACUUCCCCGAGGCCGAGAACCUGUGCAAGAAGGCUUUGAUCAUUGAUCCCGAGUGUGACAUCGCCGUAGGAACUAUGGCCCAGCUCCUCUUGCAGCAGGGUAAGGUCUCUCAGGCGCUCAAGUACUUUGAGCGGGCGGCGGAGCUUGCUCGUACGGAGGCUGAGAUCAUCAAUGCUAUCUCAUAUGCCGAGGCCACCCGGACACAACUCGAAGUGCAGGAGAAAUACCCCCAGCUUGCCGCUCGUCUCUCCAACAUGGGCGCUGGCUUUGGCGGCGCCCCCGGCCUGUAAAAAGAAGGCAAGAGAAAAGCAAUUUACGGAAGAAGCGGUCUUUCUUUGCCCAAAUCUGUUGAGAUGACCAUGAGCCAUUAGUUGGAUUAAUGUUUUGUUUCUCUUUGUUCUUUCUCCCUCUCUCCUCUCUCUUCUUCUUGGCCACCUGUGAGCCACAAGUGGGUAAGUGCUAGUUCUAGCCUGACUCUUAUUCCUUUUCAUGUUGGUCCGAUAUGUCGGGGCGCCGGGGACCAUUCCUUGCCUAUGUAUUUACUAUCUCUUUGGGGGUUUCCGUUCUGUUAUUUUUUCAUUUCCUUUUUCCUUUUCUCUUUUUCCUUUUCUCUCCCAUCGUGUUAAAUUCCCCGAUAUCAUUUUAGUAUCCUCCUUCUUUACAAGUGUUGGUGGCAUUUAGCGAGGACGGGAUGCGAUGCUAGCAGCACGGGGACAUAUUCUUGUAUAGGAAGAAAGGCUGGACGUGAUCAGGACGGUAGAAAUGGGGGCUUGAUAGUUGAUUGGGAGGCAGUAGAGGAGGGGGUGAAAACCAACAACUGCACUGUACCAUAGCGAAUGCCAGAGUCUUAUUGCGACGCCUUCCGGGCAUCUCCGCGCCG